This is a messenger RNA of Callorhinchus milii (elephant shark), 11805 nucleotides long. RefSeq names its product SZT2 subunit of KICSTOR complex (gene szt2). Gene Ontology annotation, cellular component: peroxisome. The transcript has 75 exons. Lineage: Eukaryota; Metazoa; Chordata; Chondrichthyes; Chimaeriformes; Callorhinchidae. The record is from RefSeq and is a predicted model, not a curated record. Bases 12 to 11396 code for a protein of 3794 amino acids.
GGUUCUCAGCCAUGAACACCGGCGACAGAGACACUGAGGUGGAGGAAGCAGGACAGGUUUUCCUGCUUAUGAAGAAAGAAUAUCGGAUUUCGCGCAAUGUGAGAUUAGCUUGGUUUCUCAGCAAGCUCAACCAAUACAUUCGACCAACGCCACAGUCUGAGCUGAUCACAUCUGACAAUGAGCUGGAUAUUCUCAGUAUCCUCCCAAAAGGCUGGCAGUCAGAUGAGACUGUUGGCAUUCACACCUACCAGCUUGUGCCCUCUUCUUACAUUACAUUUCUUGCACGGCGAUACCGCUUUGUUAUUGAGCUGGACCUCAGUCCAUCUACAGGAAUUGUGGAUGAUUCCACAGGAGAAUUGAUUUUCGAUGAAGUGUUUCAUGCACUUUCAAGGUGUCUCAUGGAGUUAUCACGACCCUUCAAAAUACCGGGUACAGAUGUAAUGUUUCAGCCAGAAAUCUUCAUUACUAUUCUUGCUUACUCGUCCAUCAUUGGAUUGCAAACUCAUCAGGUUCUUGUACAAGGUUGUCUGCUGGAUCAAAUUAACCUGGAGACCUUCCUUCAGAACAUUUAUCUGCAGCUAAGAGCAUUUGAAAACAAUGUGGCUGAGGUUCUUCAGCAACACUACAAUCCCAAAGUACAGUCCGACAGAUCUGUUUUAUCCCAAGGGGAUGCAAAUGAUGUCUACUAUGAACAACCUUCACGAAAAAUGACUUUUUCCAUGGUAACGUCUGAUAUGGGGCUUGUCAACAUGAUCCGCAAUGGCAUCCUGGCACUUCAGUUACUUCCAUCCAAUUCCAGUGCAGGUAUAAUUAUCAUCACUGAUGGUGUGACAAGUGUACCAGAUGUUGCAGUGUGUGAAACGUUACUAAACCAACUGCGCUGUGGCACAAUCGCCUGUUCCUUCAUACAGGUUGGAGGUGUGUACUCGUAUGACUGCAGCUUUGGUUAUGUACCAAAUUUGGAGCUGAUGAAGUUUAUUGCAAUGGCAACAUUUGGAUCCUACAUGUCUACAUACCCUGAAAUCACUGAAGGUUGUCUCAGUAUGAAUGCGUACCACAAGGCAUUUCUGCUGUACAGUUUCUUGAGACCUGGAGAGCCUAUGAACCCAGAGUAUUACUGUGCUUCGCAGCACAAAGUGUUCAAUGAGCACCUGGUAUCCGCCAGCAGCAAUCCUGCAUUAGCUAUGAGACGAAAGAAGCACACUGAGAAAGAAGUGCAUGCAGACCUGAUCAGUGUGGUAUCUGUUCGACUGCGUGAAGGCUACACUGUCAAAGAAGUUAACUUCACUAAAGGAGGUGCCCAGUUGGAAGUGAAGCUGAUGUUGCUGUGGAAACACAACAUGAGAAUCGAAUACUUGGUGGUAGCCUCGUGGCCGCUGGAUCCAGGCAAACGCAUGACCUGGGUGGAGGUGACCAUGGAGGGCAGCUAUGACAUGCUCCAUGAUAUUAGCUGUACGAUGAGGAAACCAAUAACGAGUCCAUAUCGAACGACAGUUAUCCGCCGUUUUUGGAACACUCUGCAAAGUAUCAAUCAGACGGAUCAGAUGCUGGUUCAUCUCAAAUCCUUCAACACUAUUCCUGAACACUACACUAUACCAGAGAGCACAAAGAAUGGUGUCCCACUGUUCUACAUUCCUCCAGGAUCUACCACACCGGUGCUCUCACUGCAGCACAGUGGAUCCAAGGACUCCAGCCAAUCACAGUUUUCCUCUUACUGGAAGCCUGUUCUCUCCAUGGACGCCAGCUUCUGGCAGCGGUGGCUUCACAUGCAUCGCAUUGGCAUCCUGCUGGAACAUGACAUUCCAUUGCCAAAGCACAUCCACACAACAGGGAGUAAUGGCCGAUACAGUACCAUCCAGUGUCGCAUCUCUCUUUCUGCAUUAACUUCUCUCCUACGAGACUGGAGCAGCUUUGUGUUAGUCGAAGGAUAUUCCUAUGUUAAACUCCUUUACAAUGGUCUGGAUCAACCUCCUUCCUCUUUUUACCUUGUACGGAUUAUUUCCAAAGCUCCAUGCAUGGUCCUUCGUUUGGGAUUUCCUAUUGGAACACAAGCACAGGCAAGAAAUAAGAUUGUGGACGGGCUGCGAGAUCAGAUUCUCUCACUACGUUUUCCACAGCGGGUACAGAGCAAAGAAGCAACGCCAAAAAUCAAGAGGAAACUCCUGGGAAAUGGCUCCCCUUCAAAGUCUCCCCCGCUUCCUACCACACAACUGGCUCUCUCUGACCGUCCUUGUGUUGUUAUACUGAAAAAACCAUUGGAAAAGCUGCUCAUUAGGUAUGAGAAGCUCCCCUCAGACUAUCGAAUUCCCUUUAUCUUGAACCUGGAGAGUUUUGGACAUUCAGCAUCUAUGCCAGGAUCCACUACCAUGACAGCCAAUCGCACAGCCUCCUCUACCCUCGCUUCCCUUUCUCGUUACUUCUACCAUCAGCGCUGGGUAUGGUCUGUGCAGUCCAGUCUGGGUCCAUCAGUGCCCAUCACUUCAGUGGCACAGAUAUUGUCUACUCUCACAGAAGUUCGUCUGUCAGAAGGGUUCCAUUUUGCAGCUACUGGAGAUGGCAUUGUCACUAUGGUUAUCGAGCUCCCCAUAAAGGGAAAUUGCGAUGAAGAUGAGGAGAUCCAUACAUGCCUAGUCCAGUAUAUCAUCUUCCCACCUCACUCUACAUCCACUAAAGACAGUUUCUCCACGGACGACGACAAUGACACAGAAGUGGAGGCAAUCGAACUUGAUACUGAGUUGAACUUGGUGACUGAAUGCUGGGUGGAGCCUCAGUGUGGCCAUGUGGUCACCUCUGCUGAAAGUCGGAAACAUUUGAAUGGAUUGUCAUAUUUAGACAUCCCAAAAGCAAUGUAUCCACGAGACCAUGUCUGUAUAUCUACCAUGUUGGCUUUUGAACAUUUAAACCAACUUUGUCAGAAUAAAGACUACAUCUUGCCAAUCUGGGGACCAAGGAGCACAGAAGGAGAUUAUGAUGGGGACAAUGAUUUCAUCCGAAUGAUACCUUUCCAGUUCGAUCUGAUGAAGCUUUUACCAAAGUGCCAGCAAAUCGAGCUGUUUUUCCACACUUUUAGUAAAGCAGAGGAUGACGGGAGUACAGACGAAACUUCCUCUUUACCCAAUGAGAUUUUAUUAAACCUCUUCCACAGCUGUCUACAACAGGACCUCAGUGACCGGGAAUUGUCAUUAGCUGAUUCUGAUCAUCUAACUUUGAUGGAACAAAUUGUGCAGCGUGAUCGGGAUGGCCACCCUAUCCCUUUCGUACUACCAGUUGUAAAAGAAGAGCCAGUGAAAGUGACCAAGAAGCCGGAGAGACCAGAUACCAUGAUGUCCUUACAUACUCUUGGGAGCAACAAAGAAGUCAUGGGGUCAACCAGCACCUUGCAAAGUGUAGGUAAUGCUGAGAUGACUGAGGAGACUGUAAUCCCACCCGAGAGUGAGAGCGUGCCACAGUGGAGAUGUUAUGCCAAGUCGAUGAAUUCACAGCAAAUCUUUCUCACUUUCCUGCCAGCUACUUUUGCAGAUGUGCAACAACUGAUGGUUCCUCCAAUUGACAGAAGUGCAAAGCAUGAUAGACCAGGGGAGGAGGUUCUCCAAGUAGAACUAACAGAGUCAGUGUUGAGCGAGUGCGCCAGAUCAUUCAGUGCAGCGUCAGCCGAACAGAAAUCUGAUGUGUCUACUGUUGGAGAAGUAAUUGAAAGUGAUGUUGGUCAAACUUUGAAGAAUUGUGGCACUCGAGGAAGUUUCGUGCCAUCAUUGCAUUCCCCAGGACUCGAAAAUCAUUCCCCCAGACCCACCCCACUGUCACCAACUCUGGCAGAUAGUGAAACGUCUCUAGCUGACCUUGAAAAUGGGAAACUCCAACUCAGUGCAGAAAUGAUAAAGGAACGAGUGGAGUUCAGUUUACCUCCAAAGAAAGAUUUUCACAUCACAUUCAGCCAAAGGACAUCUCAGAUCGACCCCUCUGAUGUCAACCGUCUUCACUGUCCGGUUUACGUAUAUAAUUGUUCUCUGGACUCGUUGAGAGAGCAGCUUGUGAAUCCUUGUGCUGAUCGACCUACUCGGGACUUGUAUUUCAGAUUUCAAGACAAUGUUUCCUGGGAAAUGUGUCCGGAUUUGAAAAACAGGUCACUCUCUCAUGAACGGCCAGCAAACUCCCCCUGGAUCGAUCCAAUAUCCCGUCACCAUAAGAACAAAGAGCUUUCCAAUUAUUGCAGCUUGCUGCAGGAACAUUACCACCAGUGUUAUGCAAAAGGUGUGUUUAGGAGUUUGCAGCAAUCUUAUUAUAUCAGCUCCCAGGACCUCUUAACAGCCAUGGACUACUGUGAGGAGUCGCUGCAGGAGAUUGACAUCACCAAUUUCCUGCAGACACUGUGUGGACAUAUUCGUUCAUUCCGUGAGAGUCAUGACCUGCAACUUUGGAACGAUCAUGAGUCUAACCCAACUACAUUUGUCAUUAGAGGAGCAGAUCGUGAGAAUGAGAGGGUUCAGAGGGGCAUUCUAGCUUCCACUUCAAGCAUAGAAACUGAAGACUUUGGCGAGCAUGAUUUGAAGAGUGUGGCAUCUCCAGUGAUUCAGGAAGAAGUAAAAGUGAAGAAAAACUAUCCGGAAUUCCAUCUCUCACUUCUGCAGUCCAGCCAGCAGUGUGAGGUUUACCCUAACCUUCACAAAAUCAUUCAGGACAAGUUUCUGGAGAUUUGUCGACAAUAUUUCAAGACCGUGCCUUCAAACCCCUACUAUUUCUUCUACUGUCCAACUUCAGCUAAGAAAGAGGAAGAAAUUCUUCAAGAAGAAGGAGAACGAAAACGGAAUGAAGACAAUGAUCUAUCCGAGUUGGAGGUUACAGGAGAAGAGGGCAAUACGUCUGGAUGCUGUGUUGUGACUGAGAGCGAUCCAGAUCUAGAAGUAGAAUAUCGGGAAAAACUAUCUGACAAGGAUUGCCUGGAUGCAGACUCUCUCUCCGAUACUAACACUGUGAACAGGGAUGAUGAUUCAUUCAGUGUUCUUGGGGGAGAUUCUUUAAAUGAACAAGACUUUGCUGAUCAGGAAAUGCCGCCACUAUUUAUCCACCUUACCUGCUCACUCAGUGGGAAGAAACCCCAUGGGUCCCUGCCAGUGGAGUCUAUACCAGUGGAGUCACUACCCACAUGUCUUGGUGAAAUUAUUGGCUGCCUGCAGAAUUAUCCCGUCAGAUCUGUUGAUCUAAAUGACCUGGUUAUCACUCUGGACAUAUUUGUACUGACUCUUCCUUUAGAGAUUGAGGAUAUGACCUCUCAAAUAACACAUCACAGAUACACCUCUGACAGUAGCACCUCUAUGAAUCGGUCGCCUGGACAACCGUCAUCAUACCGCUCCGACGAUGACAUCAUGCAGAAUCUGGAUCGCAUUGCCUCAACUACAGAUGAGAGGAUUUCAGAAGCACUAUCUGAUCCACUGUCCAAACUGCCUACUCUGCACAAACAGGCUGUCCUGGCUACAAUGGAUGAGAUUCACUGGCUCCUGGAAGAUGAGAUUGUUUCUGCCCUGCGCCAUUCAACAAAUAUUACUUUGGCCACUCUUACGAAAAUUUCUGACCACGUGUACAGGUCAAAGGGCAGGCCACGAUGCCAUAGUGAAGUUGUUCCUUUACAGUUUGUUUUCGGUCCAGACCAGUCGCUGGAGAAAUUUAAAGAGGAGUUCAAGCGAAUGAAUCUUCCAGGGUAUCUCCUGAAUGAUGAAGAAGAUAACUUCUACUAUGUGUCUGUGAGCCGCCUGCAUGCCCAUAGAAUAGAAACAGCACAGAAACUAUCCACGAAGCUGGUGCAGGACAGACUGGAAACUGAGUUUGUGACCGUGGCUGCCCAAUCCGAUGAGAGUGCGGAUGCCGAAGUAGCUCUGAUCUGCCGUCAACGUCAAGAAAGUGGCAACAAACAAAUUAGCACUUGUGAAGCGACUGUGACGUCAUUAGGGAAUGAAGGAGAGCAAAAUGAAGAGAAAUCCCAGAUUGCACAAGAUGAAAUGAAACCAGCCUUGGAGAAAAUAGGGAGAGGUGUAUUGGCAAAUGGAACAGGUCUUGCACCAAUGGAACCGGUCGAGGAGAGUGUCGAUGGAAAAAGCUAUGCCCCUACCGCCCAAGUAGAUCCACUGGAACGUGUAUUUACAGUAAUCAAGUCUGAGCGAUCACAAACUAACACACCUCAGUUACAAUUGAGCCCAGGGCCAGAGAAAUUGCACACGGCAAAUCCACCAUCACAAACCUCCUCUGCUCCUUUGAGUCUCUCAGAGUCUGUGCAGUCCAGUAUACCUUGCAAUACAAGCAGUUUCAAGUACAGACCAAGUCGAGUGCAAAGUGUGGUUUCCAGUCAAGGCAGCCUAGAUUCUGAUCUUUUAGGUUAUGAUGGCGGCAGCAGUGACUCCGAGUGUGAAGGAGCCACAAUGAAUGAGCAAGACCCCAAGUGCCCUCUGAUGCCUGAAUUUUGGUUGAUCAUUAAAAUUCACCAGGACCGGGUUGAAAUUUAUUCUCACACACGGAAUCUUAUUGGAGCAAAGAAUGAAUUUGUAGCUGAAGAAGAAGAAGAACCAGAAUACUUGUGUCUCUAUCGAACAGUCAUUAAAAAAAUUGGCGAGAUCUGCCGUGUAGUUAAUCAGCGUUUGCUGCUUCAAGACCUGCAUGACAGCCAUGUAUGCAAUUCGCUGCUGGUAGCUGAGAGUGAGGAGGAUAUCUGGAAGAAUGAAACACCCUACACUUCCUACCGCCAGAGGACUAUUACUAACGAUGAUUAUUCUGCAGAUGACAGCUACCAGCCGAGGGAUUACUUGGCGGCCACGAUGCAGUUUAUACCAGGCCAUUUUGCAUGUGAAGUGGUGUGGAAGACCAUCAUACACAUCCAUCCUCGACUCAAGAUGGGACCCAACAUGGGUGUUUCAAGAGCUAUUCAGGCCCUGAGAUCUGUCCUAAAUGCCUUCUCGGUUGUGAACAGGAAGAAUAUGUUUGUGUAUCAGGAAAGGGCCACGAAAUCUGUGUUUUACCUCCGACUUUCUGAAACAACAUGCACUGGAAAUACAGCAGACAUGGACAGAGAGGGCCAACCAAUGCUCUCCUCUCGUUCACUGGCUCUAACACGCAGCCAGGAGCCCAUAUUUGUGGACGAACUGGGGGCCAACAAACCCUCCAUAGAUCCCUUGUCCUCCCGGAACACGGAGUCAUCACGACCUGUCGGGCAAGUAGAUAAACACAUUCUGCUGAUGGUACACGGUGUUGGACAGGCAGGUCCAGAAAUUACAGAUGAACUGGUAAAGGUUCUGCGAAGGCGAUUGGAUGAGGCCACUCUUGAUAUCAUCACAGUCAUGCUGGUCAGGAACUGCAAACUCACUCCCGCUGACGUAGAGUUUAUUCAGCCACCUGGUAUGCCUCCAACAGAAGUAGUGCAGUUCACAAUUCCACACUGCUGUCUACCUUGGCUGCAUGCCGUUGCAUACUACCUGCGUCAGAAUCUCUUGAUCUUCCUCCAUACACCAAAAUAUACAGACAGCAAUGUGGAGCAUCAUUUUCAGCAUUACACUCGUGGCAAAAAUGUAUCUGAUGCAGACAUCUAUCUGUAUAAUAAACCGGGUGGUCAAGGCACUGGUGGGAAAGGCAUUGCCUGCAUUGCCCUGUCCAUUGUGGAUCAGCAGGGAAACCCUUUGCAAAUGACACAGCGGGAACGAACAGACUCUUCAAAACUAUGUCUUGCCAUGGAUCUCAUCCAGGAGACAGACUUCAGGAAGUUGACCAGUGUUUCCAGAUAUGAAAGGAACUCUGAAGGUAAACUACCAGAUACAAACACCCUUGUACGGUUUGAUAUCUGGGAACAGGGAAACAUCAGCCUGCUGCAGCUCACUGACAAACUUCGCAAUGCUCUCCGCCACGCUCUUUGUGAUGCCGUCAUGGAAUUUCGAGUGCUCCAGUGCCCGCUCUGUGUGGAGUCCUACUGCCCAGUCAUGCUCGCAUCAGAGACUGACUUCAGCAGUGGUCGAGCCAGCAAGCCAGGGUCAGAGAUUAGGGAAACGAUCAGCUUCUCUGCUAGUAUUAUUGAAAGUAAAAGCAGCCCAGUGCCCUUUCACCCAUAUGUACCCAUAUCAGCCUCCACCACAAGUAAUCCAGAUUCCACCACUCCAACAAGCAAAACAAGCCGUCGUAGUUUCUGGGACUUGCUGAGUAAGACUGAUUUUUCAGACAUCGCCUCUCCCAAGACCACUGAUGACAUUGUCCUGGAAAAGUCUGAUGACAGCCGGAUUCGUCGCAGGCACAAAACAGAACAUUUGAAGCAACCCUCAAGUGCUGAGCGAGUAUCUGCAACAGAACUGGAGCAGUCACAAAGGCAGGCAGCAACCAGAAGGAGGCGCACUGGCCAGUUGGAAGAAGGAGACUUGGGCUCUCUUCAUCAGCUCUUCCACGGCACAUGUCAACAGUGGAUGGCCUUCAUGGAUAGACUGGGAUGUCCUUCAGUACAGCAAUGCUCUGUUGAUAUCGGCUCCCGGUUUCUACUCAGCUCCAUACUCACAGAGAUUGAAAAUUUGGUCAGCAGUCUUGCUAUCGACACAAUGGUCAAGAUUUUUGAGAAAAUCAGCUCUCCACAUGGUCCCACUUUCCUGCCGUACUUGCUCAGCCAGCACUCCAGUACUCGUCCUGGUUCUGCCAGGCAAUUCAUUCUGAUUGGGCGCAAUUUCCAUCAGUGGCGUUACAGUACUGAACAAGUGAACAUUGAUGGUGAUGAAAAUGCAUCUUUGUUAAAUAGUGUGAAACCUCACAAGGGGUUUCAGAGAUUUGAGGCCAUGGAGUUCAGUGAUCCUUCAACCCCAGGGAUUAGCAGCAAAGGUGUCGUCCCACGACAGCGAUUCCUCAUAAUUGAUAUCAUCGACAAGAAGCUAACCUUGUACACCUAUAACUGGUCAGUGGAUCUAGGAGCGUCAUUAAACCGAGGACUUACUCGCCUUAUUCAGUGGCAGAAUGCUCGUUCACAUGUGGUACACUGUCUCCUCAGCCAAAAGAUGGGACUAUUCCAUCACUAUCUCUUUGCUGAUACACCUGUAUACGAUGAUUCCAAACAGGAACCAAAUCCAUUCCUUCACUCCACGUUGGACGCUGAUUCACUGAUCAAGAGCCCAACCCCACCACCAAAUAAAGAGCAGGCACGACUGAGCUCGUCAAACAGAAGUCUUCCUCCACUUCAUUUCCCCCCGGAGAUUGUCCCAUUUGAUGAAGCGCUGCGAGACAUCACUGUGCCGAAAUCCAUGCGCCAGUCACAUGAUGUGGGCCUGUCAGAUCCAGUCUCCCGUCAUGGCACACAGUUCCUGGAAAUCAAAAACCUGGAGCGGAGAGAGAUGGAGAAGCAGAUGAAAAUUGAGAACCUAUUUGUGACGUGGCAACAGCGCUCUGCUCAGUCCAAUAUGCCCAUAACAACUGGUGACCUGGAUACCCUUAAACAGUCUUCUCGUCUUGUCCACUAUUGUGCAACUCCACUUCUGUUUGAUCCCAUCUUCAGACAACAGAUCCAAGCAGAGCAACAAGUUGGAUCAGAGGGAAAAAAACGUCAUCGUUCAAGUGAUUCGGCAGCUUCAGGGAGAGACCGUAGUCACAGUUGUGAUUCUGUGGAGACAAUGCCAUCCAAACUGAAGGAGGAGCAGUGGCUGGGAGAAAUCUCAAAUGCAUUCAUGCAGCAAUACAUCCAAUACUUGCAGAGCAUGGGCUUUAUUCUGGUGCAAGUCCGUCCACCUUCUCCUACAAGGAGUUUGGCUCGAACACGGCCUGUGGGGUCCCAGACCACAGACACUCGACCUAUGACAUCCAUCUCCAAGCAAAAAAGUGAUGACAGUCCAAAGAGUAUGGAGAGCUCCAGUGUAAUGACUUAUCACCUACAGAGGGCUCUGCCAGGUGGAAUUGUACUCAUGGAACUUGCUUUCCAGGGCUGUUACUUCUGUGUGAAACAGUACGCCCUCGAGUGCUCCCGGAUUCCAAUGGGACAGUCUGUCAAUUCUCAGGGCUCUCUAGUGUCCAAAGCUCGCACCAAGUGCCUUGCUGAAGUGAGUUCGGUCUCAGAGUCAGCGCUGUCAAUGUUAUUUACCGAGGAGUGUGACAAAGUGCGGGACCUGAUGCACGUUCACUCCUUCAGUUACGAUUUCCACUUGCGCAUCAUUCAUCAGUACCUGGUUGGCCGUCAGAUGACACUAAGGCAAGGCUACCACCUGACCAGCUUCCUGGAGGAUUUUAUCUGUCACCAUCCUGACAUUCCCAAAUACGGAAGGAACCAUAUCUUCGAAGGAAACAUUUGCCUGUCUACAAAUAUGACAACAGCUCACCAGUUAUACAACUACAUCACAGACCAUGCCAGCAUAUAUGGAAUGAAGCCACUGAGGAUGUCAAGAAUGACUGUCAGUAUGGAUAGCAGAAAGGGGACGCAGAACACAGAAAUGCAUGAAUAUGCGCUGGUAGCCCUCUGGAAUAGAUCGGGAUCGUACAAAGAUUCUGAAGGAAUCCGACACCAUGAUGAGUUUGAUGUGUCCUUGUUAGUGUGUCAUAGCGCAGGUCCUUUCGAGGAACAGCCAGAAACAGAACACAACAUGUUGCGGUUACGCUUCUAUGUGAUAAUGACAAGCUGCAGGGAGCUCUUUCCACGACUGACUGCUGAUAUGAGACGCUUUAAGAAACCUCCCCGGACUCGCAGGGAUUCUUUGGACUUGAACAGAGAUUCCUCGUCGGAGAAAUCUGAAACCGAACGGAGAGAGAGUGACCCAGAUGGGUGGGAUGAGGCAAGUGAUUCCAGUGAGUUCUACUCUCACGGGAAGCAGUUUAAGAUGGCACCGGAAUUGUUUUACUCUUCACCGCUCUUCCCACUGCUGUCCUCUGAGGUGGCCACAGCCCAGGAACAGAUUGCAACGAUGGUUCAACAGGCAAAAUCUCACUGCCGUCGCGACGUGCUCUGGCAACGUCUCUUUCUGGGGGAGCAUCUGUCAUCAGACAAAUACAAGAUGAGCAAGCUAACAUUUACAGAGCUCGAGGAGUUGCUGAGUGCAGUGCAUAGCAAAUCCAUCUCCGAAAUUGAUCCACAGCUGGAUUGCUUUCUAUCAAUGAGUACCAGCUGGUAUCAGAGUCUGAUCAAGGUUUUGCUGAACCGAUUCUCCCAGAGCUGCCGACACUUUGUAGAUGCAGACAGAGGAAUCCAGUAUUUGGCAGUGCUGAAUCAGAAGUUUAUUGACUGCUUUGUUCUCAUCUUUCUUAACUCUCAGUCUGGGAAGACGAAUCUUAAGGUUGUGUUUCGAGAGCCACUUCCUGCACAGCCACAAAACAGCGACAGCCCCCUACCUCAGCUUGUAUCCAUGUACUAUCAUCUGGAGUCUGUUAUCAACACAGCAUGCUUCAAUCUUUGGACUGGUCUGCUAUAGUAACACGAUCAUCAACUCUGCCUCUGUUAUCCCAUGGUCUCGUCUGUGAUUGUAAUAGAAAAAAGCAUCAACUCUACCGUGCAUCACUAAGGGGCAAAUGUGCUUCAUUCUGUUGACUUUUGCAUUCACUUUUCUCUGUAAGGAAUUGCAGUGAAGUCAAAUCGGUCAAAUUGAUUCUCGUGUUUUUAACUUAAUUUAUUUUGUAUUUACUGAAUCCUUUGUCUGAUUCAUUAGCCUAUUGUGCCAAUUGGUGUAUUUUUGUUGCUUUAUGUUUUCACCCAUACAUCUUCCCAACAUAUGGGUGAAAAAAUUAUCUCCAGACAGAGCACAACAGCAAGUAUUGUACUCCUUGCGUAAUGAGCGCUGAGCUUUGGAACCAGAUGAUUGAAGGUCUUCUCACUCUUCCCCC